CUCGAAUCCGGGGAGGGAGAACUAGGGUUUUCAGGGUUCCAGAGUGCGCGUGAACGAUGACGGACUUGGAUUCAUGGGAGGAGAUUGAAUCGCCGGCAGGGUCACAGGCGCCAGCGGCAUCACGGCUCAAUCCAUCGGCGCCUUCCUUCACAUUCAAUCCGUCGGCGCCAUCUUUCAUGCCCAGAGCUCCAGCGCCGCCGACACCAGCUCCAGCUCCACAGCCGGCGCAUCAGCCUGGAUUUGCGAUCCCGGUCCGAAUUCCAGUCCCUGAGCCAGAGGAUUCGGCGGCGUUCGACCAGGCCAAUGGAAUGGAGGUGGAUCCUCCCAAGGAAACAAAGAAGGAGGACCCUCUUCCGGAGGAAAUUGUGGAGAAAUUCGAAGCCACCAAGAUCUCACCAGAUGUAGAAACUCGCGACGAGAUGGAUGCGGAACCAGCACCAAGCAAGGAAGAUUUUCCCGAAGAUGUUACUGACACUCGAUCGCACUUGAAUGUUGUGUUCAUUGGUCACGUUGAUGCUGGCAAGUCCACAAUCGGUGGACAGAUUCUUUUUUUGAGUGGUAUGGUGGACGAACGCACCAUACAGAAAUACGAGCGGGAAGCCAAGGAGAAGAAUCGCGAGAGCUGGUACAUGGCCUACAUUAUGGAUACUAACGAAGAAGAGCGUGCGAAGGGAAAGACAGUGGAAGUUGGCAGGGCUUCCUUCGAAACGGCUAAAACGAGGUUCACGAUUCUGGAUGCUCCCGGGCACAAAAACUAUGUGCCAAAUAUGAUCAGUGGUGCUUCACAAGCGGACAUUGGCGUGCUGGUUAUAUCCGCUCGCAAAGGUGAAUUUGAAACGGGAUUCGAAAGAGGAGGCCAGACACGGGAGCACGCUCAACUUGCAAAGACACUCGGUGUAGCGAAGCUCUUGGUUGUUGUAAACAAGAUGGACGAUCCUUCCGUUGGGUGGGACAAGGAAAGGUUUGACGAGAUUGAGAAGAAGAUGACUCCAUUUCUGAAGUCAUGUGGUUAUAACAUCAAGAAAGAUGUCCAAUUCCUUCCAAUCUCGGGGCUUUAUGGAACAAACCUCAAAGAAAGAAUGCCGACGUCUGUCUGCUCUUGGUGGGAAGGGCCUUGUCUGUUUGAGGCAUUAGACAGCGUGGAGCCGCCUCAAAGGGACGCUACUGGUCCGUUCAGGUAUUGGAGUGUCCGAAUAAACGGUGGACUUGACAGUGUUACAUUUGCCGUUCUCAGGAUGCCGAUCAUCGACAGAUACAAGGACAUGGGCACGGUGGUCAUGGGAAAGAUAGAAGCGGGAUCCGUGAGGCGGGGCGAUAAUUUAGUGGUCAUGCCCAACAAGGCUCCAGUGAAGGUUAUCACCAUCUUCCGUGACGCUGAUGAAGUCAAUCAAGCCAAACCGGGAGAAAAUUUAAGAGUACGGCUGUCUGGUCUUGAGGAAGAUGACAUUUCAUCUGGUUUUGUGCUCUCCAGCAGCAGCAACGCAAUCCCCGCUGUGCUGGAGUUCGAUGCUCAGCUUCAAGUGUUGGAACUUCUCGAUCACAAGGCUAUAUUCACGGCUGGAUAUAAGGCUGUUCUCCACAUCCACGCGGUCGUGGAAGAAUGUGAGAUCAUGGAGCUCAUGCAACAGAUUGACCCAAAAACCAAGAAGCCAAUGAAGAAAAAAGUGCUCUUUGUCAAGGGUGGCGCCGUUGUCGUUGUCAGGAUUCAGGUUCCUGCUCCAAUCUGCAUUGAGAAGUUUCAGGACCUUCCACAGAUGGGCCGUUUCACUUUGCGUGACGAAGGCAAGACUGUCGCCAUUGGCAAGGUCAUUAAGCUGAGACAAGAAUGACGCAGAGUGACUUGUAGCGACGCUUUGGUUCGUGCUGCUGGCCUGAAUCUGCGAUGAAUUCAACGCAAUGGCCUAUAUUUUUGUUUCUCGCGUAUCUCCAUAUCAUCGAACUGUAUUUUGGUGAGCUAGCAAGCACGACAAACGUAUUGACACGUUUCUUAAUCUACGCAAGUUGUUUUCGAGAAUAA
Messenger RNA from Selaginella moellendorffii, 2017 nucleotides. RefSeq names its product eukaryotic peptide chain release factor GTP-binding subunit ERF3A. Gene Ontology annotation, cellular component: translation release factor complex. The coding region runs from base 57 to 1829 and encodes 590 amino acids. The transcript is spliced from 16 exons. Gene Ontology annotation, biological process: translation. Gene Ontology annotation, molecular function: translation release factor activity; GTPase activity; GTP binding. NCBI's taxonomy places the organism in Eukaryota, Viridiplantae, Streptophyta, Lycopodiopsida, Selaginellales, Selaginellaceae. The record is from RefSeq and is a predicted model, not a curated record.